UGAAAUUGAUACACCACAGCUUGAAGCUAAAUGUUCAUUAUGGAAACUAAAAGCUCUCUGUUGCUAGGUUUUCUAGUCCUUGUGAUAAUUGGCUCAGCGCAUCGCACUGAGUCAAAAAAAGAACCAAUUCCAGUUCUGAAGUUUGAUAGUAGCUUUUUUCCAGAGGGUUUUUACUGGGGAGCAGCUACUUCAGCUUAUCAGGUCGAAGGGCAUGCCAACAAAAGUGGAAGAGGACCUAGUAUCUGGGAUACAUAUGUCCAUGAGUAUCCAGAGAGAAUUGAUGACCGUAGCAAUGCUGAUGUUACGGUGGAUUUUUACAAUCACUACCAAGAUGACCUCAAAAGAAUGAGCAAGCAACUGGGUAUGAAUGCCUACCGAUUUUCUAUUUCAUGGACAAGAGUCAUACCUAGUGGAAGGAUACGUGAAGGAAUAAACGAGGAAGGAAUUGAAUUUUACAACAAAGUUAUUGACGAAAUGAUUAAAAAUGGCUUGACUCCUUUUGGGACUAUUUUUCACUGGGAUGUUCCUCAAGCUCUUGAAGACAAAUAUGGCGGUUUCAGAAGCCGUAACAUAGUGGCUGAUUUCAAAGAUUUUGCGGAGCUUUGCUUUGAAAGAUUUGGAGACAGAGUGAAACAUUGGAUUACAAUCAAUGAACCGUUUGUUUUUGAUACACAUGGCUAUGAACUUGGUGGUUUGGCCCCGGGACGAUGCUCACCAUGGGUGAAUAGGGCAUGCCAAGCAGGAGACUCAGGAACCGAACCUUACACUGUCGGCCAUCAUUUGCUCCUUUGUCAUGCAGCAGCUGUUCAAGUUUACAGGGAAAAGUAUAACACUGGUAAAAUCGGGAUUACAUUAGAUUUAACCUGGUCCGAGCCUAUCUCCGACAGCCCCGCCGAUAUUGCAGCAUCCCAACGGAGCCUCGAUUUCUUGUUUGGCUGGUGGUUGGACCCUUUGGUAUAUGGUCAUUACCCAAGAAUUAUGCAAACUUUAGUCGGACACAGAUUGCCAAAAUUCACCGAAGAAGAAAUCAGUUUGGUUAAGGGUUCAUAUGAUUUUUUUGGCAUUAACUCCUACACUUCAAAUUAUGCUUCUGCUAAUUUUACUGCCGACCCGGAUCCAACUCAUAUUAGAUAUGCAACUGAUAGUGAAGUAACUUUGACAAAGUACAAGGAUGGCAAACCUAUUGGUGAACAGGCUGCUCCAGCUUGGUUAUAUGUCUGGCCGGAAGGAAUCCGACGUAUUUUGAACUAUACCAAAGUUGCAUACAGAAACCCAGUAAUCUACGUUACCGAAAACGGAGUUGGUGAUCCUUUGGGUAUUUCUCCCGAGGAUGCUCGCAAAGAUUUAUGGAGGAUAAGUUAUCAUGAAAAACAUCUUGAGCAGAUUCAUAGUGCCAUCUGUGAGGACGGUGUUAAUGUGCAAGGUUACUUCGCUUGGUCGUUUAUCGACAACUUCGAAUGGGCGAAUGGAUUUACGGUAUCCAUGGGUUUGUAUGGUGUCGACCAUAAACAGAACCUCGCGAGACGCCCAAAACUUUCGGUUUCAUGGUUCAAUGAAUUCCUGAAAAACAAGGGACACAAAGGCGGACCCAAAUGUACUCUCCCAAAAGCUGAGGAGCCUCAUGAAGAUGAUGAUGAGCUUUAGGGUUUGCUCGAUUGAGUUGGAUUGUAUGAGAAUUAUGUUUGUAUGAGAAUUAUGACUUCUCAUUUAAUAAAAGGCUUUUGAUGUUUUGUUA
Mercurialis annua (annual mercury) is the source of this 1735-nucleotide messenger RNA. RefSeq names its product beta-glucosidase 13-like. The record is from RefSeq and is a predicted model, not a curated record. The transcript has 13 exons. Gene Ontology annotation, biological process: carbohydrate metabolic process. Gene Ontology annotation, molecular function: beta-glucosidase activity. NCBI's taxonomy places the organism in Eukaryota, Viridiplantae, Streptophyta, Magnoliopsida, Malpighiales, Euphorbiaceae. Bases 31 to 1644 code for a protein of 537 amino acids.